GGCAUAUCCCAGCCCAAGGAAACCAUUGAAGCAGAAAAAGGUGGAACCAGAAGCGGAACUCUUCACGAAUUCCCGGGGGCUGAAUUGUGAGAAGGAGACUUCCACUCCCCAACCCCUCGUGAAUCAUCAGGAUAUUUACUUUUCCUUAAUUGUUUUCAUUCCUCUUCUUCUACCUUUUCACCUCCUCAAAACUUCACCCCUUCUUCUCCCUCUUAACUGCAACAAAACCAGAGCUUCUCUUGUUUUAUAAUUACACCUUUCUCCUUUUUUUCAUAUUUGGUUUCCUGUUCUUUGUUUGUCAUCUCUCCAAGUUACAUUCGGGUGCAGGCGAUAUGGAUUCCAUCACUGGCACAAGUUUGUACCCAUCUCACCGAUGUAAAACUAUUCACCUGGUGAGGCAUGCUCAGGGUAUUCACAAUGUAGCAGGGGAAAAGGACUAUGAUGCUUACAAUUCUUACGAUUAUUUUGAUGCACACCUUACUUCACUCGGCUGGCAGCAGGUGGAUAAUUUGCACAAGCAUGUUCAUGUAACUGGACUUUCUAAGAGAAUUGAGUUGGUCAUCACUUCCCCUUUAUUAAGGACCAUGCAAACAGCAGUAGGAGUCUUUGGUGGUCAAGGGUACGCAGAUGGGAUAGAUGCACCUCCAUUGAUGGUGGAAAAAGCAGGGAACAGUGAUCGUCCUGCAAUCUCAAGUCUAAAUUGCCCACCAUUUAUUGCAUUUGAGCUUUGCCGAGAACAUUUGGGAGUUCAUCCAUGUGAUAAGAGAAGAAGUAUCAGCGAGUACCAAACUCUUUUUCCUGCUAUUGAUUUUUCACUGAUAGAAGCCGAUGAGGAUAUUUUGUGGACGGCUGACACCAGAGAGACGAAUGAACAUGUUGCAAAGAGGGGAAUGGAGUUUAUGAACUGGCUGUGGACACGGAAAGAGAAAGAGAUUGCAGUUGUUACUCACAGUGGAUUCUUAUAUCAUACCCUAAGUGCUUUUGGAAACGAUUGCCAUCCAUCUAUAAAGAGUGAAAUAUGUAAACACUUUGCAAAUUGUGAGCUUCGCUCAAUGGUUAUUGUUGAUAGAAGUAUGUUGGGUUCAGAUUCUGCUACAACUAAUUUCCGUGGAAAGAUUCCCAGUGGUCUUGAUCUACCAAGUGAUGUUGCCGCUGAGAAGCAUCUGGUAAAUUAAGGCGUAAUGAAUUAUAGCCAGGGGUCCAUGAUCGAGCAGGAAUCCUGAUAUGGCAUAAAAUAAUUGCAGAAGUGAUUAACUGAGAGAGUUUACCUUAGUGCAAAAUUAUAGGUACAAAAAAAAUACUCAUGAGCUGGCUGUUCUUGUAGACAAUGUUCAUAAUUCAUUUUAAGGUGAAAUUAUGAACGAAAUUGAUUCAUAUUGUUAAACUCAAGAAUGUUGGAAACUUUCGAGAUUGUUGCAUGAAA
Mangifera indica (mango) is the source of this 1423-nucleotide messenger RNA. RefSeq names its product phosphoglycerate mutase-like protein 1. The record is from RefSeq and is a predicted model, not a curated record. The transcript is spliced from 10 exons. Bases 333 to 1175 code for a protein of 280 amino acids. Gene Ontology annotation, cellular component: cytoplasm. Lineage: Eukaryota; Viridiplantae; Streptophyta; Magnoliopsida; Sapindales; Anacardiaceae. Gene Ontology annotation, molecular function: phosphatase activity.